Molecule: messenger RNA, 1697 nt
Organism: Drosophila elegans
Lineage: Eukaryota; Metazoa; Arthropoda; Insecta; Diptera; Drosophilidae
Exons: 8
Coding region: 94-1608 (504 amino acids)
Source: RefSeq, a predicted model, not a curated record
GUAAACCAAAUUCCAAAACAUUUACGUAUGAGCUAGAUACCGGAAUGGUGUCACAAAACAUUAAAGCUCGAUGAUUUCCUUUUGGUAAUUAUUAUGAACAACAACUCGGAUAAAAACGAUGUUAUUUUGGACGAAAAGGAGGUUACGAAGGACAGUCAAGUUCUAAAACAUAUUGAAAACCAUCAGAAUAUCUGCAAAGCAAACAACUCUUUGAGCUCACAAUUUCGCAUAGCCUCUGGACAAAAGGUAGAACAAAAAGGUCAAGCGAUGAAUUACCGAGAUAACAGCUAUGGAGAAUCUAAUCUUUCAGAUCCAGUUUGCUCCCCGACUUGUAGUUGCCAAUCGGCUGACACGAAUGGAGAGGACGUGAAUCCCAGAGUUGCCUGUGGAGAAGGUUGUUUGGACUCUGCAUCCCCUUCGUCCAGUGAAAUGUCCCAAAACGGGAGCUAUUACAGCUAUGGGCAAUCUCUGCCAGAGCUUGAUUCCGCAUCGAAUGACACCAUUGUCAAUAAACCCAUGGCGGACUCUCCAGUUGGUUGUGUUAGUCCUGGCUGCUCCAAGGAUUCCUGUACAUAUUGCCAGAAGGCAAAUAGUGGCCUGGAGCAGCAGUUUAAUCUUUGCCAGGAGCAGCAACAUAUGAUGCCAGUGCCGAUGGGCGUGGAUCCAAGGACGGGAUUACCCGUAUUCUGUUACUCGACUCCAGUAUGUUAUUCAGGAAAUGCGAUGUACUCCAUGCCAGACAUGCAAAUACCUCAAAGUCAACGAGGCGGUGGUGGCCACCAUAACGAGGAAAUCGGCAACCAAUUUGAAGCUUCCUCAUCAUCUUUCUCAGAAAACUGUCACUCCUCUUACCAGAAUCCAAGCGGUUUUGACAUGGAAGCCUUAAUGCAGAAGUACCAGCAAAGUGUUCAACAGUGUUACGCCACUGCCCAACAAAGUUUAAUUUCCCAAAACACAGGAUCUCAACAAUCCUAUGCAACUGGUCAAUCUCAGCCGUAUUUUAACAACUUUCCUCAAAGAACUCAACAACCUUAUAGCCAUCCCAAAGAAGGUACUCAGCAAAUGUUUGGAAGUUCAGACAAUCAAGCAACUCAACAAUUUUAUGAAAGCCCGAAUCAAGAAUAUCAGCAGGUUUCAGCUAAUCAACAGGCUUUUACUUUCCCGUUUGGGUCUCAGCAAUAUUAUGCCAACUCUAGUCUAGGAGCUCAACAAUACUUCCCCCCAUCGAUGACAAUACCUGAAACUAACUUCUUUGGUAAUAAUACUGGCUUUACGAGCGAUUCUCUGCAGACGCAAACAGUGUAUUCCUCUGAUUACAAGCCAUUUGCCAGCGAGGGCAAUCAUUUCAACCACUUUCCCAAUGGCAUAGACAUCGGCUUGGCCGCCGAGUCCUGUCCCAUCUACGGUCCAGUUGGAACCGCUGGCCUGGCUGAGAUGAGCACCGGUGGCCAGGUCUAUGGCAUGGGCGGUGUCUGUGAAAUGAAUAUGAACUCCUACCCUCUUAGUCAAAUGAGUUACUCAAAUCCAUAUAGCUACGAGAUGCCUGUAUCCCAGCCCAGCUAUAAUCAUGCGACAAAUAUGGCAAUGAAUGGUAGAAGUCCAAUGUAAUCUCACCGAAGAAUCAAAAAAAGCUUGCUUGUGGAAAAAAAAAAUAUAUGCGUGUUGAACAAUUUUAUUAAAAAUAAAACCACAACUAA